GAUGAGUAAGAUCAACCGAGACUCGCUGCGAGAGUCCAUUGACAAUAUUUUGAAGUAUUCCACUGAGACGAAGAAGCGCAAGUUCACAGAAUCUGUGGAGCUGCAGAUUGCCUUGAAGAACUAUGAUCCCCAAAAGGACAAGCGUUUCGCCGGAACCAUCAAGCUGAAGCACAUCCCCAAGCCCAAGAUGAAGGUAUGUGUUCUGGGUGAUCAGGUGCACUGUGACCAGGCUAAGGCUAACGACCUACCCCACAUGGACAUUGAGGCCCUGAAGAAACUCAACAAGGACAAGAAGCUGGUGAAAAAGCUUGCCAAGAGGUACGAUGCUUUCCUGGCCUCCGAGUCCUUGAUCCGUCAGAUCCCAAGAGUUUUGGGACCGGGUCUCAACAAGGCUGGAAAAUUCCCUGCACCCAUUACCCACACUGAUGUGCUGAAUGCCAAAGUGGAGGAGACCAAGGCGACUAUCAAGUUCCAGAUGAAGAAGGUGCUGUGUCUGGCUGUCUGUGUCGGACAUGUCAACAUGACCUCCGAGGAGCUGUACCAGAACAUCACCCUGGCUAUCAACUUUUUGGUUUCUCUGUUGAAGAAGAACUGGCAGAACGUCAGGGCUCUCUACAUCAAGAGCACCAUGGGCCCUGCUGAGAAAAUAUUUUAA
Messenger RNA from Candidula unifasciata, 655 nucleotides. The record is from the annotation of a GenBank genome assembly. Lineage: Eukaryota; Metazoa; Mollusca; Gastropoda; Stylommatophora; Geomitridae.